AUGGAUGCAUUCAAGCAAUACGAUUUUCACAACGAUGAGAACUGGAAGGCAUACAUUCGAUCGGUCGAGCUACCUGCGCGCGAUGCCGAGGAGGCGAUGCUUCGUGUGAAGGCGCGUUGGUACAAGAAAAACAUAGACCCCAACUUUGACCUGAACCAAGUCAGUUCGGGGGCGAAAGCACAGCCGCAGCCUCAGAGCGCUCGAGCGUUCGGCUCUGGCGGCGCCACGUCCGGCGCGCCUGCCGCCGCAAACAGCGGUACCGGCAGUGGUACGACGUCACGCGGCAACACUGAGUACACCCCCCGGGCGCCGCCGCCGCCGCCGCCGCCACCACCUCGGUAUGGCGCCGCCAGCAGCGGGACGUAUGGAGGUGUCAGCGCCCAGCAGCGGCUGUUCCUCAUGCACGUUGGAAUGCUGUUGCUCGGAGUUUUUGUUGUCGUACCAUUCCUGCCGUACAGCCGUCUAGGAUACGUGUACCUGAUGCGGCUAUCCAUUUUGGCGCUGGGCUACAAGAUUUAUCUGCAACACGGGUUACCGUCCUUUCGUCCUGUGAGCAUGAUGACGGCCUGGUUCCAGCGCGUGAUGCCCACAUCGGACUUCCUUCAGCUCAUAACCGCUCUGAGCUUCUCCGCCCAGCCGCCCAUGGUCCUGGUGGCCGUGCCGCUGCUGGUGCUGGCAGCCUACCAUGCAGCCGCCUACUGCGCCGCGCACUUCUCCAAUCAUGCUCUGUGGCAGCGGUACGGCAGCCGCCUACACGUGGCGAUGCUUCGAAAGCAGGCCGACGCGCUGCUGCUCAACGCCUUUUGUGAGAUCGGUACCGCGGCCUUGUUGGUGCUGCAGCUGCUUACACCAGCUCGCAGCCUCCUCACUCUGGUGUUUUACGGACAGAUUCUGAAGCUCAAGCUGCACGUGCCGGACAGCGCACCGCAACAUCGGCAGGUUUGGCGGAAGAUUAAUGACCUCACGUUGCCGUACAGGCGUCAGGUCCCGGCGCUGGAGCGAUUCAUCCAAAUGGCCAUCCGCUGGUUCGCGAGCGUGCCCGGGGCGCGUUAG
Volvox carteri f. nagariensis is the source of this 1053-nucleotide messenger RNA. RefSeq lists its product as uncharacterized. Gene Ontology annotation, cellular component: endoplasmic reticulum; membrane. The record is from RefSeq and is a predicted model, not a curated record. Lineage: Eukaryota; Viridiplantae; Chlorophyta; Chlorophyceae; Chlamydomonadales; Volvocaceae. The transcript has 5 exons. Gene Ontology annotation, biological process: endoplasmic reticulum tubular network organization; membrane organization. The coding region runs from base 1 to 1053 and encodes 350 amino acids.